GUAGCACGUAAUAUCUUGCACAGGAAUAACUUCAUAAUCGGCCAUGGAUCCAAAGGCAUCUUCCUCGGCUCCUGCCGCACCAGCGUUGCCGCCAAACGUCACGAUCUUCUCCCCAUCCAAACCCAGCACAGCAAAAGCCCUCCUCAACGGCAACAUCUUUACCCGGCUCACAGCCAAUGCCCAGACCGAACCAUCAAAGCUAGAGGCCGCUCUCAGAGAUGUCUCUAGACCUGAGGUUGAUGACAUAUUCUGCUUCAGCCACCGCAAUGUCGUCUUGAUCUUUGACGGCGAGAAGGGCGGGGAUGAUGCCACAGAUCAGCACCACGAGCACUUCCGCCUCGUCUGCUUGGCGCUUAAGGACGCUGACAUCAGCCUCGAUGUUGCCGGUUGCAUUUUUGAUGCCCCUGAGGUCUUGCAGGCUGGCUUCCAGUUAGAUACGCUAAGCUCAGGGUCUGUUCUGGUCAUCGACUUGAUGGGCGGGGAUGAUGACGAUGAUGAUUCGGACGAGGAUGAUGAGGCAGCCGCUGAGAGGUUGCUUAUGAGUGGAGAUUCGGGCGCAACAAUGUCCUGAGCCGAAAGUCACUGAAUUAUGGAAGACGAGCUUCACGAUUCGGAAGCUGCCGCGACGACAUUAAGAAGAGCAUUUGGUCUAGCAGCUAGCGGAAUCACGAAAGCAGGAACACGCGAAUCUCAGAGGGCAGUUCCCAUUGAGCUUGGCUGCCGAGAUCAACGCCGAAAGUACAGCUCGUACGCCGUUAGCACCGGAAGUUGUCAUCGUCAACUCAGGCAUCUCAGGCAUAUUUCGAGACUGGCAAGCCCAGAAAGAAUGGGAGCUUUUGGGGAAAAGCUGGCAAAGACUUAGACAACCUUUCCGGUGCAGCCUUGAGCGUUAGGCCCAUCGAGACGGACGGACUCAAGUUGAGGUCCAACCGAAGCAUCGAUGAGUGGAUGGACUUUACUAGGUAGACCGAGACUCGAAUUCCGGCCCCAGCACCUAUUAGCCAGGACUUUGGUCGUGCCCUUAAGAUGUUGAGG
Colletotrichum scovillei is the source of this 1035-nucleotide messenger RNA. RefSeq lists its product as uncharacterized. NCBI's taxonomy places the organism in Eukaryota, Fungi, Ascomycota, Sordariomycetes, Glomerellales, Glomerellaceae. The record is from RefSeq and is a predicted model, not a curated record. Bases 44 to 571 code for a protein of 175 amino acids. The transcript has a single exon.